GCUCUGCUUUCGCUUUCUUACCGCGGUGCACAGCAAACGCCAUGUCUUCAAGCUCAACGCCUCCACAGACGAUCGCUCCAGGUGAGGUUGAGCCUCCCCUGACCCGUCCAUCAGCACCACCAGCAGUUUCAUCGGUUGGUGCAGCGCCAGGUCCGGACGCGACUAAACCGCUUUCUGGAAAGGGACAAACUACCACCCUCGCCAUGCGCCGAGAAAGCGACGCCCCCGCAAUGAAUUCGUCUCUCACGCGCCGGCGGCGCCCGAGACCUCGCAAGAGGCGAGCCUCCUCGGUGUCUUACAGCUCCUCCUCUGGUCCUUCGAGGGACAUGCGGCGCAGCUCGACGGCCGCAGCAUCCAGCGAAAUCACCGCUAGGGACAGCCCGCAGGACUCGCUGCUGAUGCCACCCAGCGACACCAGUGCGACAAGCGGGCGACGACAAUCGGCACCGGACGGCCUCGCUUCGCAGUCGCAGGCGGUGCCGACCGCAGUUCGUCGCGUGUCGAUCCAGCUGAAUCCUCUAGCGGCCGUCUCCGCCCAGCGGACCAUAGGCCAAGCGCAGCAGCCCUCCGGUGCGCCUGCACCCAAGCGAGCCUCCAUCAUAAAGAGCACAGCUACUCGGUCAUCGAGCGCGGAACCGGUGGUGGCGAUCCGGAGAUCAGGCAGCAUGGCAGCGGCCCCGUCUUCAGGAUCGGAGGGCGCCCUGCCACGCAGGUUUUCUAUGGCCCGACGACGUUCGCUGGACAGGUGGUUCGCACGGAAGUUCGAGGACCAGGCACAAGCGGGACGCCUUAGCCAUCGCUCUAGCAAGGACUUCGCCGGCGCGUUCACACCUUCGCGCGAGAGGGCCCUCUCGGCUAAUUGGCUGACCCCGGCCGGUAGCACAGGCUCUAGCGUCGCCAGACUGGCCCAUCAAACCGUCAUGGGACUUCAACUCUGGUCCAGUUACCGACAUCCGCCUACCACUAGCGACGAGCAAAGCAUGCCGCCACCAUCCAGAGAUCAUUCGAGUGAGGUCAAAAAGAUCUUGCACAUUUCCACAUUCGCAUCACUCUUUAUCCUGGCCGUAGUAAUAGUUACAAUCUUGUUCCUGCCGCAAUGGGACCACACCAAUGACGAUAAAAAAGGAGUUUGCUCGAAUGCUGACUGUACCUACCACGCAUACGUCCUGGGCCUGAACCGCAGCCACACAGUCACACCAUGCGAGGAUUUCGGACGCUUCGUAUGCUCUGGCUGGGACAACAAGUACCGUGAUAUCGCAUUCACGGUCCAGAUGGGUGUCAUCAUUGAUUGGAUCGCUCGCUUAACACACUCCAGCCGUCUUGCUAAUUGGACGGCAAGCGUUACUGGCAGACCUCUCAACAUGAUGCGCGAGUGCGUGGCAGAGACCAGCAGCAAAGACGACGCUGUCCGAGAAUUGGUGAGUUUCAUCAGCGGUCGGACAUUUUCUUGGCCCACAAGGGACUGGCAGGAAACGGGGCCGGUCGAGUCAUGGUAUCCCCUGCAAGCUCUACUGGAACUAGCCGUGUUAUGGGGACUUCCGCUGUGGUUUCGCGUCGACUUUGUACCCAGUCAUCCGGAACAGCGAAGAAGCCUUGUCGUCAUCAGUCCAUCCCCGUUUCCUACUGCGUUUCACUACCUGCACAACCGGUUCCUCCGCUACGCUGACGUGUACCCUCUCUACGUACAAGAUUUCAUCGACACUAUCCUCCGCCAUCGUCCCGCAGCGCCUGCUUUCGAGGCAUUCAUACGAGGUAGCGCUCAGAUGCAGGGCCACGUUUUCGGGAACAUCAGCGUGGCGGAGGAAGCUGCGCACAUUGCACCUCGAUUCGUCAGCCUCAAAAACCUGCAGUUGCUCGUGAAAAAUGUGAGCGCCCAAGACUGGAUAAUCGCGUUUCGUUCCGUCGACACGGCACCGCUUAAUCACGACAGCCUUGUGCUAGUAGCGAGUGAACACAUUCUGACGGCGAUGGACACCCUCUUUGGGGUCUACACGGCGAGAGAUAUUUGGUUCCACACUGUUUGGUGGUUUGCGCAAGCUGUUGGCAUUGUGGCUGUCAAAACUCUCUUUGCGGCUUUGAAGGGCCAUCCGCUAGGGAAGGCCCUGCAGUCCAUUGUGUGCGCCAUGCACGUAGACGCCUCGUAUAGCGCGCUUCUCGCCGCCAAUUACAAGUCGCAUCUCUCCACUACAGAACAGCACACCAUAAGGCAACUCUUCGACAACAUCCAUGCGGUCGCUGCGGAGAAGGUACGCUCAUCCACCCAACUGCCAUCAUCCACGAAGUCUGCACUAGCGAUGAUGCUUGAGAACACAAAAAGCGUCGUUUGGCCAGAACACGGUUUCGACAGCACGGAAGCUCUCGAGAGCUUCUACGGCUCAGCUUACACUAAAGCUGACAGCUUUUUUGGCGAAUGGUUGUGGACCAGACGGCAAAUGCAGCGAGUCAGGGUUACCGCUGCGCACACUGAAGCGAGAACUGUGCACGGACUAUUCUUAAAGCGCCUCGGUUGGUACGACGUCGCUCUUAGCAUGAUUUAUAUCGCACCUGCGGCUUUGGCAUCUCCUUUCUACUACGCAACUGGCACAAGCGCUAUGCUGUACGGUGGACUCGGCUACAUCUUCGCUACACAAGUACUCUCUGCCCUAAACACAAUAUUCUACCUUUUGAAUGGUGACGAAAUCGUUUGGCCAACUGAUGUAACCAGUCGCCGCACCCUGUGGAACACGUUUUCGUGCACCUCUGUCACAGAUACCUACUUAGUGUUUCCCGACCUUCCAGCAGUGGAGGUGGCUUACUCGGCCUACGUGCAAUUCAGAAACCAAUCAUUUGAUCUGCCCCUUGAAGGCUUGAAGAGAUACAGCGCCGAGCAGCUCUUUUUCAUAAACUACUGCCACGCGGGCUGUUACAUUGACCACAGAGGCGCUCACGUAAACCCACUGUGCACUGCAGUUCUAAGCAUGUUUGCCCCUUUUGCCACCGCGUUUGCUUGUCCGCCGGGCUCAGUAAUGAACUCUGCUGACAGGUGUGGCUACUUCUGACAUUGCAAAUUUGUGUGCACCGUUCGUCUCAAUUUCAAUUCGUUCUUUUACUGUGCUGACAAUGCGAAUAUGCUAUUGCUAUUCAGUGACCCCAAGUGACCAUUAGCAAGUGCCAUGGCUAUUUGGUUCCUUGUGUGAUGCACGGAUCUAGCGUGGAAAAGACGCAGGACAGCACCUGUUCUGCCUAUAUGUGUAUGUUUUGUUUUGUCGUCUGUUCCGCGCAAGAGUCUGCUUAUUUACUCAUUUACUCUCAUGCAUCUGCUAGCUAAGCAAUGCUUUUCAUGUUGUACAUGUUAAAUGCGUUUCCACCGUUA
This is a messenger RNA of Dermacentor albipictus, 3352 nucleotides long. RefSeq lists its product as uncharacterized. Lineage: Eukaryota; Metazoa; Arthropoda; Arachnida; Ixodida; Ixodidae. The record is from RefSeq and is a predicted model, not a curated record. Gene Ontology annotation, cellular component: plasma membrane. Gene Ontology annotation, molecular function: metalloendopeptidase activity. Gene Ontology annotation, biological process: protein processing.